Messenger RNA from Tripterygium wilfordii, 1674 nucleotides. RefSeq names its product probable beta-D-xylosidase 5. The coding region runs from base 58 to 1674 and encodes 538 amino acids. The transcript has 8 exons. Lineage: Eukaryota; Viridiplantae; Streptophyta; Magnoliopsida; Celastrales; Celastraceae. Gene Ontology annotation, molecular function: alpha-L-arabinofuranosidase activity; xylan 1,4-beta-xylosidase activity. Gene Ontology annotation, biological process: arabinan catabolic process; xylan catabolic process. The record is from RefSeq and is a predicted model, not a curated record. Gene Ontology annotation, cellular component: plant-type cell wall.
UUUAAUCAGUCUCUAUGGAAAUCCAUUGGCCAGGCUGUUUCGACGGAGGCAAGAGCCAUGUACAAUCUGGGGAAAGCAGGAUUGACAUACUGGAGUCCAAAUAUUAACGUGGUGAGAGAUCCCAGGUGGGGAAGAGCCAUUGAGACUCCAGGAGAAGAUCCAUAUGUGGUGGGUACAUUUGCUACUAAUUACGUAAGAGGAUUGCAAGAUGUUCCAGGGACUGAAAACACAACAGACUUGAACUCUAGACCUCUCAAGGUGUCCUCUUGUUGCAAGCACUAUGCUGCCUAUGAUGUCGAUGCCUGGAAGGGAGUUGAUCGCUAUCACUUUGAUGCAAGAGUGAGUGAGCAAGAUAUGAGGGAGACGUUCCUUAGGCCGUUUGAGAUGUGUGUUAAAGAUGGCGACGUGAGCAGUGUCAUGUGUUCCUAUAAUCGGGUUAAUGGAAUUCCUGCUUGUGCUGAUCCAUAUCUUCUCAAGAACACUAUCAGAGGGGAAUGGGACCUUCAUGGAUAUAUUGUCUCUGAUUGUGAUUCUAUUGAGGUAAUGUAUGAUGAUCACAAAUGGCUUGGUGACUCAAAAGAGGAUGCUGUUGCGCAAGUUCUUAAAGCAGGAUUGGAUCUUGACUGUGGAGACUACUACACCAAAGCUCUUGGAAACUCAGUAAGGCAAGGAGAAGUAAAGGAGGCUGACCUUGACAAGUCAUUGAAGUACCUUUAUGUGGUUCUUAUGAGGCUUGGAUUUUUUGAUGGAAGCCCUCAAUUCAACAGCCUUGGAAAGAACGAUGUUUGUUCAGAUACUAACUUGGAGUUAGCAACUGAAGCAGCCAGAGAAGGAAUUGUACUAUUGAAAAAUGAUGACAAAACUCUCCCUUUGAAGUCUUGUGACAUCAGUAAAAUAGCAGUUAUUGGACCCCAUGCAAAAGCAACCUCUGCAAUGAUUGGAAAUUAUGCUGGCAUUCCUUGCGGAAUUGUUACUCCAUUUGAUGGUAUCUCCAAGUAUGGAGGAGAAGUCACAUAUGAAAAGGGAUGCAGCGACGUAGCUUGCAAGGACGAUAGUUUGAUCUUUUCAGCCAUGAAUGCUGCAAAGAAUGCUGAUGCUACUAUUCUUUUGGUGGGUUUGGACUUGUCUGUGGAGGCUGAGAGCUUGGAUAGGAAUGAUCUUCUCCUCCCAGGUUACCAAACUCAAUUAAUCAACCAAGUAGCUGAAUCAUCUUCAGGUCCUCUAGUUGUUGUGAUUAUGUCUGCCGGUGGGAUCGACAUAAGCUUUGCCAAGAACAAUCCUAAAAUUAAAGCUAUUCUUUGGGCUGGAUAUCCUGGUGAGAAAGGUGGUCGCGCCAUUGCUGAUGUUAUCUUCGGAAAAUACAAUCCAGGUGGAAGAUUGCCUCUUACAUGGUAUGAAGCUGGUUAUGUGGACAUGCUGCCAAUGACAUCCAUGCCACUAAGGCCUGUUGAUAGCUUGGGUUACCCUGGAAGAACAUACAAGUUCUUCAAUGGCUCAACAGUAUACCCAUUCGGGUAUGGCCUUAGCUACACAAAUUUCAGUUCAACUCAGUUACAAUUAGCUAGAGAGAGGCCUAGUUUUGCCAAUAAGAGAAGAUUCAAGUUCUGGCAAACUCUUUUGCUAUUUACAGCUAUCUCAGUCUCUGUUUUCAAUAAAAACUCUCAAGUGGACUAA